This is a messenger RNA of Oreochromis aureus, 1682 nucleotides long. RefSeq lists its product as uncharacterized. The record is from RefSeq and is a predicted model, not a curated record. Gene Ontology annotation, molecular function: transmembrane signaling receptor activity. The coding region runs from base 1 to 1479 and encodes 492 amino acids. Gene Ontology annotation, biological process: cell surface receptor signaling pathway. The transcript has 14 exons. Lineage: Eukaryota; Metazoa; Chordata; Actinopteri; Cichliformes; Cichlidae.
AUGGACAGACAGCUGAUGGAUGGACAUGAAACUUUCUGGUGUGGGGACUCCUCUGGACAGCAGAGUGACAGAGUCUCCUUCAGUGUCCAAUCAGACACUACAGAUAAAGGUGUCAUCCUGGAGAUCCCUGCACUUCCUGUGAGGACAGGAAGUGAUGUCAUUCUGCGCUGCAGGCAGAGGAAUGGUGCCACAGCAGCUUAUUUCUUCAUUAAAGGGCCUCGACCUAAAGAAACUAAACCAGAGCACAUCAUCACUAAGGUCCAGCAGUCUGAUGAAGGUCUCUACUCGUGUUCUACUGAUCAGGGUGCAAAAUCCUCCUACAAUCAUCCAUCCUCCUCCUCACUGUCCUCCUCCUCCUCCUCCUUUCUCCAGGUCCCAGUUGUAGCAGGUCUGGUCUCUGGGGUUCUCCUGGUUCUGGUUCUGGGUGGAGUUCUGUUCCUCUGCAGUAAACUAAAAGGAGGUCGGGGAGCAGACCUGUGGAGCUGUGGAGGUGACGGCUGUCUGAGACGGAGCGUCUGCCUCUGCUGCCUGUUUCUGCUGACUGCUGCAGGUGUGUGUGUGCUGCUGCUGUUUGCACCGACUGUUUCUGCAGUGUCUUUGUCUGUCAGUCCAAACCUUCAGCAGGUCUUCAGUGGAUCUUCAGUGGAUCUGAGUUGUGUUGAUGAUGGACAGACAGCUGAUGGAUGGACAGUGAGGAGGACCAGAGGAGGACUCACUGAGGACUGUGGAGCAGCUGCAGGCUUUGGGAGGGUUCUUGGUUCCUACUGUGUUGUGGAUCUUUCUGCUCCCAGUGAAACUUUCUGGUGUGGGGACUCCUCUGGACAGCAGAGUGACAGAGUCUCCUUCAGUGUCCAAUCAGACCCUACAGAUAAAGGUGUCAUCCUGGAGAUCCCUGCACUUCCUGUGAGGACAGGAAGUGAUGUCAUUCUGCGCUGCAGGCAGAGGAAUGGUGCCACAGCAGCUUAUUUCUUCAUUAAUGGAAGUCAUCAUGGUCUUAAACCAGAGCACAUCAUCACUAAGUUCCAGCAUUCUGAUGAAGGUCUCUACUCAUGUUCUACUGAUCAGGGUGGAAAGUCUCCUGAGAGCUUUCUGAGGGUCAGAGAUCCUCCCACAGUUACUCAUCCUCCUCCUCACUCUCCUCCUCCUCCAAGCACCUCCACAAACUUUCCUCCUCCUGUAAAACCUCCUUAUACUUGUCCUCCCUCUCUCCUGGUCCCUUUUGUAGCAGUUCUGGUUUCUGGGGUUCUCCUGGUUCUGGUUCUGGUUUUCUUCCUCUGCUGGAAACUUAAAGGAAGUAAAAACCCAUCUCCUCUUCCUGUGGAUGUGACCUAUGCUGAUGUCACGAUCAAUCAGAGAGCCAAUAGGAGAGACAAACAGCCUGCUGAUACACGAGCCGUCUACUCUGAUGUUAGGACUCAAACUUCAGAGCAGUCACCUGAUCCAUGUGCUGUGUACUCAUCAGAGACAGCAGGAAGCUGAGGACACACUCGGUCUGAUGGACGACCUUCAUCCUCCACUCUGCUCCUCUUUCAGUGCCUGCUGAGGCAUCAUCAGUUAUUCCUGAAACUUCAUUAGUCAGUGUUGAUCAUAGAGGGGAAGAGUUGUAUUUUUAAAAUUAGUUUUGCCGUUUUCAUUCUUCUGCAAACAUGUGAACGACUUUAAAGGAUCCACAUACAUGUAAU